CAGAUUCUCUAAAGGCAUGCCUGGUGGCAUCACGUUUUUCACAUCUCCGCAUCUGGACCCUGCCCAAGCGAAGGCUGAUCUAGGCAGUCUCAUUGCUGGAGAUGACUGUCAGCUGCUUUCUCUGCAUAGCCACCAUCACAUGCCUCACCACUGGAGCCUGGGAAGCCUGACCACAAACCGGCAUCUCCAAGGCAUGAAUAAUUAGGUAGGCAUAAUGGAAGGCACUCAUUGUACCCUCCAAUUGCAUAAGCCCAUUACGGAACUCUGCUACAUCAGCUUCUGUCUUCCAAAGGGGGAAGUCAGAGGAUUUUCAUACAAGGGCACUGUAACUCUAGACAGAUCCAAUAAAGGUUUUCAUAACUGCUACCAAGUCAGGGAGGAGUCAGACAUCAUCAGCCUCAGCCAGGAGCCGGACGAACAUCCAGGCGACAUAUUUUUCAAGCAGACUCCCACGAAAGACAUUCUAACUGAGCUGUACAAACUCACAACAGAGAGGGAGAGACUGCUAACCAAUCUCCUGAGCUCAGACCACAUCCUGGGGAUCACGAUGGGGAACCAGGAGGGGAAGCUGCAAGAGCUGUCCGUGAGCCUGGCCCCCGAGGAUGACUGUUUCCAGAGUGCUGGUGACUGGCAGGGAGAGCUCCCCGUGGGCCCUCUCAAUAAGAGGAGCACCCACGGGAACAAAAAGCCUCGGAGGUCUAGUGGAAGGAGAGAGAGCUUUGGGGCCCUUCCACAGAAGAGGACCAAAAGAAAAGGGCGUGGAGGCCGAGAAUCAGCUCCUCUGAUGGGCAAGGACAAGAUCUGUUCCAGCCACUCCCUUCCUCUUUCUAGAACAAGGCCUAACCUUUGGGUACUAGAGGAGAAAGGAAAUCUGCUCCCGAAUGGGGCACUUGCCUGCUCCCUGCAGAGGAGAGAGAGCUGCCCCCCAGAUAUUCCCAAGACGCCAGACACAGACCUUGGCUUUGGGAGCUUUGAGACGGCUUUCAAGGACACUGGGCUUGGAAGAGAAGUGCUGCCCCCUGACUGCAGCUCCACAGAGGCAGGAGGGGAUGGCAUUCGGAGGCCGCCGAGCGGGCUGGAGCAUCAGCAAACAGGUUUGUCUGAAAGUCACCAGGACCCUGAGAAGCAUCCAGAGGCAGAAAAGGAUGAGAUGGAGAAGCCGGCUAAGCGGACUUGCAAGCAGAAACCUGUCUCCAAAGUGGUGGCCAAAGUUCAGGACCUGUCCUCCCAGGUACAAAGAGUAGUUAAAACGCAUUCUAAGGGUAAGGAGACGAUUGCCAUUCGCCCAGCAGCCCACGCUGAGUUUGUACCCAAAGCCGACUUGCUCACCCUCCCGGGAGCUGAGGCUGGGGCUCAUGGCUCCAGGCGGCAGGGCAAGGAGCGGCAAGGGGAUAGGUCAUCGCAGUCGCCAGCCGGGGAAACAGCCUCCAUUUCUAGUGUGUCGGCCAGUGCCGAGGGGGCCGUGAACAAGGUCCCCCUGAAGGUGAUAGAGAGUGAGAAGUUAGAUGAAGCCCCUGAGGGGAAAAGACUGGGCUUCCCUGUCCACACGAGUGUCCCUCACACUCGCCCAGAAACGAGAAACAAGAGGAGAGCCGGGUUGCCCCUUGGUGGCCACAAGUCCUUGUUUCUGGAUCUGCCCCACAAAGUAGGUCCUGACUCCUCACAACCCAGAGGUGAUAAGAAGAAGCCAUCCCCACCAGCACCGGCAGCUCUUGGCAAGGUGUUUAAUAAUUCAGCCUCGCAGUCCAGCACACACAAACAGACGUCACCUGUUCCCUCGCCUCUGUCUCCAAGGCUCCCCAGCCCUCAGCAGCAUCACAGGAUCCUCCGGCUCCCUGCAUUGCCUGGUGAGAGGGAAGCUGCUCUUAAUGACUCUCCUUGUAGAAAGAGCCGUGUCUUCUCUGGGUGCGUCUCUGCUGACACCUUGGAGCCACCAUCCUCUGCAAAGGUCACGGAGACCAAAGGAGCCAGCCCGGCCUUCCUCAGAGCAGGCCAACCUCGGUUGGUGCCUGGGGAAACUUUGGAAAAGAGCUUGGGGCCAGGGAAGACCACAGCUGAGCCCCAGCACCAGUCACCUCCAGGUAUCUCCUCUGAGGGCUUUCCCUGGGACGGCUUCAAUGAGCAGACACCUAAAGACCUUCCCAACAGAGAUGGAGGCGCGUGGGUUCUGGGCUACAGAGCGGGACCAGCCUGUCCAUUUUUGCUUCAUGAGGAAAGGGAGAAGUCAAACAGGAGCGAAUUGUACUUGGAUCUCCAUCCUGACCACAGCCUGACUGAGCAGGAUGACAGGACUCCUGGCAGACUUCAAGCUGUCUGGCCACCCCCAAAGACAAAAGACACAGAAGAAAAAGUGGGACUGAAGUACACUGAAGCAGAAUACCAAGCUGCUAUUUUACACUUGAAGAGGGAGCACAAAGAAGAAAUUGAAAACCUGCAGGCACAGUUUGAACUUCGGGCAUUUCAUAUCCGGGGCGAGCAUGCAAUGAUAACAGCGAGACUAGAAGAAACCAUUGAAAAUCUGAAACACGAGCUAGAACACAGAUGGCGAGGGGGUUGUGAAGAGAGGAAAGAUGUGUGCAUUUCCACCGAUGAUGACUGCCCUCCAAAGACCUUCAGAAAUGUGUGCGUCCAGACAGACAGAGAGACCUUCCUCAAGCCCUGUGAAAGUGAAAGCAAGACAACCAGAAGUAAUCAAUUAGUACCCAAAAAGCUGAAUAUCUCCUCUUUAAGCCAGCUCUCACCCCCAAAUGACCACAAAGACAUCCAUGCAGCACUCCAGCCAAUGGAGGGCAUGGCAUCAAAUCAGCAGAAGGCAUUGCCUCCGCCUCCCGCAUCCAUCCCUCCCCCUCCGCCCCUCCCCUCAGGACUUGGAUCUUUGUCUCCCGCACCUCCAAUGCCACCUGUGAGUGCUGGGCCACCGCUACCACCUCCGCCUCCUCCACCGCCACCUCUACCUCCACCUUCAAGUGCUGGACCUCCACCACCCCCACCCCCACCCCCACUUCCUAACUCCCCUGCCCCACCCAACCCUGGAGGGCCUCCUCCUGCUCCACCACCCCCAGGACUUGCACCCCCACCUCCCCCUGGACUCUUCUUUGGACUUGGCUCUUCUUCCAGUCAAUGUCCUCGAAAACCAGCCAUCGAGCCCAGUUGUCCCAUGAAGCCUUUAUAUUGGACUAGGAUACAAAUAAGUGAUAGGAGCCAAAAUGCUACACCAACCUUAUGGGACUCCUUAGAAGAACCUGACAUUCGGGACCCCAGUGAAUUUGAGUAUUUAUUCUCCAAAGACACAACUCAACAGAAGAAAAAACCUCUGUCAGAGACUUAUGAGAAGAAAAACAAGGUCAAAAAGAUCAUCAAAUUGUUGGAUGGAAAACGAUCUCAAACUGUGGGAAUCUUGAUAUCUAGUUUACAUUUAGAAAUGAAGGAUAUCCAACAGGCCAUUUUCAAUGUGGAUGACUCCGUGGUUGAUCUGGAGACCCUGGCAGCCUUAUAUGAAAACAGAGCCCAAGAGGAUGAGCUGGUUAAAAUAAGAAAGUAUUACGAGACAUCCAAAGAAGAAGAACUGAAGCUGCUGGAUAAACCUGAGCAAUUUUUACAUGAGUUAGCCCAGAUUCCUAAUUUUGCUGAACGUGCCCAGUGCAUAAUCUUCAGAUCUGUCUUUUCUGAGGGUAUCACCUCCUUGCACAGAAAGGUAGAGAUCAUCACGCGAGCUUCUAAGGACUUGCUGCACGUGAAGAGCGUGAAGGAUAUUUUAGCUCUCAUCUUGGCUUUUGGAAAUUAUAUGAAUGGAGGAAAUAGGACUCGGGGACAAGCCGAUGGAUAUAGCUUAGAAAUUCUGCCCAAACUCAAGGAUGUCAAAAGUCGGGAUAAUGGGAUUAAUCUGGUGGACUACGUUGUUAAGUAUUACCUGCGUUACUAUGAUCAGGAAGCUGGAACAGAAAAGAGUGUUUUCCCCUUGCCGGAACCACAGGAUUUCUUUCUGGCCUCCCAAGUCAAGUUUGAAGACCUCAUAAAAGAUUUGAGAAAACUGAAGAGGCAACUAGAAGUUAUCUUCAGGAUGCUACUAAAGAAAGUGCUGUCCCAUUAAAGAGGAAGACAUAGGUCACAGGAAAUAAAAAUUCAGUGGAGAAGGAAGGUGAAUGGAGCCUCCAGCACAGAGAAAAAGCCCAGGAUGGCAGCCAGACAUUGAAAGAAAACAUUUCAGAUUUGAUUAAGUCAAAAGCAUCAUGGAGAAGGUUCUUAAGGAAUACACAAUUAAUACAUCUAAUAUAUCUGAACGUUUGGACAAGAGAUUUUAUACAACUAGUAACAAGUGUGAGGUUCAUUUAACGUUAAGCUCAUAGAAAACAAACUAAAUCAGAAAAAAAAAUUCUGAGAGCAAGUGUGAGAGAAAGAGGAAAUGUGCGGGAAAUGUGGAAUAAUCAGAGUUUCCAUAUAUCAGCUGGGACUGCGAGUUGUUUUUGCAAAGUCAUAAUAAUGUCAACACCAAACGCUAGUCUAACCAAGUCAUGGUACCGUGUGCUAUAUUGGGGUGAUGGAAGUGAAGAGGCGGGAGUGAAGGAAAGAACUACAUCAUUUAUAGUUGAUAAAGAGAAAAAUAAAAAAAAAACAAUAGAAGCUUGUUAGAGACAUACUACUAAGCACCAAAUAAUCACAUAAAAUUGGUAAAAGAGGUAGCCUCUGAGGAGGAAGAAUUGAGGAAAUGGUGGGGUGGAGAUGGGGGACUGCUGUUCUUAAAGUGCAUAGAAUGUACUGAUUCUUUAAACUGCGUGCACGUAUAACUUUGACAAAUACAUAAAAACAAAAAAUCCCACAAUGAAACAAAGCAUUUGUGAAUUUGUUAAGUUUCAAUGACAGAGGCUGGUGUGUUGAAAAUAGUACUGAACUGAGAUUUAGGAGAUGUAAGUUUAAAGUUAAUUCUGCCUCUUAUCACAUGAUAAACCAUGCACUUUGCCACAUCACUUAGCCUCUGUGACUCUCAACUGAAAAAAAAAAUGGAGCCGAUCAUACUUCUGGAUUCUGCCCAACACAAAGGGAUAUUGAAAGGGUCAGAUGAGGCGAUGCCUGAGGAAGUACCUCAGGAGGUGUGAGGUAGUACUUAAAUUCCUGAGAGGCCUUGCAGUCUGCACUUUACUCAAUGGAUGCUGGUGUGUUCUAGAAGGGAGAGCAGGGUAUUGAUCAUUAGGACAGGUCUGGCUAAUUUAUCACCUUUUGGGAAGCUCCAGAAGACAUGACUUGAAUGAUUAUUGACCAUGUCUAAUUUAUUAGCUCUUUCCUCCUUCACAGCCCAUUUGUCCACAGCAGUAGUUUACUAAGUCUGAGCUCUGGUACGAGACUGGAUACAUUAGCCAGAGUCCUGACCAUGUUGCCAUGGUGUUAAAAAUAUUUAGUUUUGCAAGCAAAGUUUUAGAAAUAAUAAAAAAAACUUUGAUAUGAUUUAUUUUUGUAAAAUGAUUUCAACAAAACAGACCUAAGGAACUGGGAUAAGUAUUUCAGAAAAGCAGUGGGUGUAAAAUGUGGAUCGGCAUGGUGACUUUUGAUGCAAAGCAUUCAAUUAAUUGAGCAUGGUGACUAAAGGUCACACAUUUCCCAAAUGAAAUGCCUUCAAAGACAAGUUGUACAGAAAGGAGAGAGGAAACUGAAACUUGAUUCAUCCGUUUAAUUAAUGGAAGAAGUUUGUGUUUUCCUUUGAAGCUGUGAUUGUGACAUUUCUAGGUGGGAAGGAUGAGUUAUGUUGUCCUGGUUUCCUCCUCUCAGUUUGCACCCUCUAUUUCUACCCUCUAUUUUAUAAAAACACGUGGUUAAUAGAAUGUGUUUUGUUGAGUUUUUUUCUUUGACAAGAAACAUAAAAUAUUGAAAUAAAAGCUGCAAUCAUAGAAAAGUCUGGGUCAGAAGUCCUGAAUUCAAAUCCUUGCUUCACAAGCUUUGUAACCCUUGGCAAAUCAUUUCAUCCCUGACAUUUCAGUAUCCUCAUAUAAAAAUGAGUGUAAGGCUACCUGCUCCACUGAUUGUUUAAGAGGAUUUACUGGGAUCCCACAAAGGAAAUCCCUUUUCAUAGCAUAUGCCAAAUGUGUCAUACUUUUCCUUGAUUCCUUUUGUGCUCUCAUGUCUGACAGCUAGUCCUGUUGACUCUUAACUUCAAAAAGUGUCUGGAAUCAAUUCAUUGCUCUCCAUCUCCACACCUACUGCUUUUGUAAUCCAAGCUACCACCUUCUCACCUGGCCCAUAUCAAGCAGGUUUCUCUGCUUCCACUCUUGGUCUUCCUUUGUCUCCACCUGCCGCAUAGGUCACAGCACUCUGUUAUUUCAUCUUCAUUCCUCUUGGAAUCAAAUCCAACCUCAUACUCAUGCCGUACAAACUGAUUUAACCACUUCUGCCUUUCCAGUCUUCUCUCACACCACUCACCCCUCCUGCCCACUAAACUCCAGCCACACGGGCCUUCUUUGUGUUCCAACACGAUGUACUUGUUCCUGCUCUAGGAUCAUUGCAGUAGUGGGUCCCUCUCCUAGAAAGCCCUUCUGCCAGAUAGGCCCAUGCUCUGAGCCUUCCUUGCCCACCCACUCUUCAGGAGGCACUUUGAAUAGGCACUGUCUAUUACAGCCUUCGUUUUUCAUAUUACUUUCACAUAUUCAUAUUUCAUAUUAUUUUCUAUUUAUUUGUUUGUAAAUUUUCUCUUCCUCCACCAGCUUCAUGAAGGCAGAUAUAUGACCUUUUUUAUGUUUAUAUUUACUGUGCUGGUCAGCACUUUCCACGUAUUUGUUGUCAAUAUUUGGUAAAUGGGUGAAUGAAUGAGCAAAUGAACAAUGGAAGAAAUGACUCAACUUCAGAUAAUCGCUGACUCUGCUAUUAGUGAGAAAUUAGAUCACUUCCUUAUGGCCAAAGAUGUCAGAUAAGCAUCCGUGAGUAGAAUCUUUUAGAGGGACAGAUUUUAAAGCUGUCUGAAGAGAAAACUGAUGGCCUUGAGCAGUAGUGGGUUCCUCACCCACUGCUUGCUGGAAGAUUGUAUUAUGUGGGUGGGUAGAGGAGGUACCAUUAGACAAGUAGUUUGCUAGAUGAUUUUGAAGGUAUAUUCCAACUCCUGAAUUUCUGAGAUGAUUAUUCUUACUAUGCUAUUUCAGUGCAUUCUAUAAUUCUCCUUGUUCAUGAAGGGUUACUGUAUUGAAUUCCUCCCUAGACUGACUUAAUUAGAACAACUGAAAAAUCCUAGGAAUUCUGACCAUUUGCAAGACUUUUUUUUAAAAAGUCAACUUUCAAAUUAUAUCAGGCUUGCAUCUCAGGUAUUCUCUUUGUAAAUGACUCUGAACAAUCUCUUGAAUUAAUUCAUGCCUCAAAAAUUCUUGUGUUGAUACCAUCUAUCCUUUUUUUUUUUUUUCCUGAGACAGAAUAUUGUUCUGCCACCCAGGCUGGAGUGCAGUGGCACAAUCUCGGCUCACUGCAACUUCCGCCUCCCGGGUUCAAACGAUUCUCCUGCCUCAGCCUGCAAAGUAGCUGGGACUACAGGCACCCGCCAGCAUGCCCAGCUAAUUUUUUGUAUUUUUAGUAGAUACUGGUUUUCAUCAUAUUGGCCAAGCUGGUUUCAGACUCCUGACUUCAGGUGAUCCACCUGCCUUGGCAUCCCAAAGUGCUGGGAUUACAGGCAUGAGCCACCAUGCCCAGCCGAUACCAUCUGUCUUUAUAGAGCAGAGCGCUUAUCCAGUGUGGUAGGUUAAUGGAAAAAAAUUGGCCAAAAUUGGGAAUCAUGGAAAAUGACACUUGUAUCCCUUAACACUUUAACUUACAACAAAUUAAAUGUUGUAUCCUUUGUCUGUAUUCUGAUGCAGGGAUGAAGCUUUUACUUGAAUUAUGAAUCUGUCGAAUGCAGUCCUAUAGGUCUUCCCUACAUACUCCAUAAUGACAGCAUCUGUAAUUUCCCUACUGUAUUUUUAAAGUUCAGUAAAGACUCUUGCAAAUAUCACCAUAGAAUCUUUCUAGAUAUUUAUAAUUGUUCUCAAUCUUUUAAAACUGUGUUUCCCACACUUUUUAAACAAUACACUUUAAUUUUUAUUUUGGAAUAAUUUUUAAAUUGCAGAAAAGUUGCAAAGAGUAGAGAGUUCUCAUAUAGCUCUUCUCAGUUACUUUCCCCAUUCUUGGCAUCUCACACUGCUGUGAUCCAUUUGUUAAAACUGAGAAACUGGCAAUGAUACAUUUAGAUUGACUGAAUGCUAGUUUUUAUAUGGAUUUCACUGGUUUUUCCAUUUUUGUCCCCUUUCUGUUCCAGGACCUAAUCCUGACUACCACAUUGCAUUUAGUUGCCAUGUUUCCCCAGUUUCCCCUGGCCUUCUAUACCUACAUUUAACAGCAAUAUUUUAGCUUCUUUCAUUAAAACUUAUAGAAAUAGUACCUUUUGACAGUCAUAUAUCUGGUUUACCAUCAAGUCAUUAAAUUACAUAAUUUCAAUAAAAAGAACAACAGGAAUAAACAGGUUUAGAAACAACACAAGUGCUUUUGAUCAGGAUUCUGCUCGAUAGCUGGAAGACUGAAUCAAGUAUGAGGACUGGAAAAUAGCAUUAAUUUGGCAAGUUCAUUAACAAAGUAUCCUUGAUAUUUCCUGUUUUUUUGGUUUUUUAAAGGUACUCUUGUAAUUAUAAUGGUGAUACUUUACCUGCCUAUGGUGCUUCAUCCUCCCAAGUGAGUAGGGCAGGCAUAUGCAGCUUGGAAAACAGAGUCUUCGAGAUAGGAAGCAGCAUGGCCGGGAUCACCCAGCCAGGCACAGAACUCAGGUCCUUGACUGCCAAGCCAGCGCCCAAGCUACCAUACCAUGAGCUUGUAUUGGGUCAAAACAUUUUCUUUACAGAAAUAGAGUAGUGGAUAGUUUUGUGAAUAUCAAAAUACUUUUUCUGCCUAAGUAAGUUGUAUAUCUUUGACUCUGUGGAAGAUUCACAAUCCACAGAGAGAUUCUUCUCAUGUCAGUCAACCAAAUGAGUGAAGUUAGAGGGAGACCUCCUUAGCCCCUGCAAAGGGGACUGGAGUUUUUGCCAAUAUCCUUAUCUCUCGUAGAUUCUUUCCCAGAUAGCUCAACCUCAGCGUGGCUCCUAGGUGGAUAGGGGCCAUGAACUGUGACUCUACCUUUUAAUACUCCUGGAAAGAUCACAGACCUACCAGGAAAUUGACAGCCCUGGUUCCAGUCUCUGCCAUGCCACUUACUAACCUAACCACCUGGUAGGCCUUUUCCCCAUUUGAAAUGACAGGAUCCCAGUGGUGGCACUUGGUGAUUUUUUUAGCUUUUAUUAAUUCCUUACAGUUGACAAAGCAUUCACAUAGGUGUCCCAUAGUUUUUUCUAGAACUUUCCUGUAGAUGGUGAAAGUAGGAGGUGGCAUAUUAUAAGGGCAGGGGGUCUGUUACCCCUGGAUUCAGAUCCUGACUCAGCUACUUACUGUCUGUGUGACUUUACUAAUACUCACCAAAAAGGGGACAAUAGCAGGAAAACUUUCAUAGGGUAAGAUGAGAUAACACAUAAAGCAGGCUGAGGGCUAAGACACCCUUGGCCAUUUAAGGGCCAUUUGCUUUUGAUUAUACAGUUUGAAAAUUUGUUGUUGUUUUCAAGGAAUUACUGAGUGAGAGAUAAAUGGCAAUAUGUCCAAGUCAGCAUGGAGGACCAGGACCCGCUGGACCAGAAACUUUUCCUCUGCCAUAGUAAACAGAAAGGGGAAACGCCCAAGGAACAUUUAUAAUGGCUAAUGUACUAACAGUGCUAAUUUGGUUGUGUUUUUAAACCUUUUCUGGACCAUUUUGAUGGUCUUUAAAAAGUGUCAUCAAAUCUCCGGGUAUCAAAGAAAAAACUACAGAAUACGAGACAGAUCUUGUUUGACCUUUUCAAUCAAUUAAUUUGUUCAGCAAAUAUUUAUUCUUAGCACUGAGUUCACUGCGAAUUUUAAAUAAACUCACUGAAAGAUCAAGUCCUUUAUAAACACAUUUUAAGGGUAAGUUUUAUCCCCAUUUUCUAGGGGAGAGAUUUAUUCCUACUUCUGAUUUCUCUUCUGCUCAGGAACAGGAAUCUGACUGUACCUGAGAACAGAGAUAAUACUUGUCAGUCUGUUAGAGGGUAAACAGAGGGAAGGUAUAUAGAAUUUUCCCUCCAGCUGUUCUGAAGAUUCAUAAAAACAUCUGCAAAGCCCUUCCUGACUGUGAUCCUGAAGAGAAUCAACUAAUACUUGCCACCUUGGUUUCAAGGCAUUAUAUACCUUGGAAUUACAAACAUCUAAUUUUUUUUUCAAUCCAUGACAUACCUUUUCCUAACUCCACCAAAUCCCAAAGUUGAGUGUUUAAGCUGGGCUUGAUAUUCGCUAUAUAUAGCUAAUAUAGGCCGGGCUUGGUGGCUCACACCUGUAAUCCCAGCACUUUGGGAGGCCGAGGCAGGCAGAUCACGAGGUCAGGAGUUUGAGACCAGCCUGACCAACAUAGCGAAAUCCCGUCUCUACUAAAAGUACAAAAAAUUAGCUGGGCGUGGUGGCAGGCACCUGUAAUCCAAGCUACUCAGGAGGCUAAGGCAGGAGAAUCGCUUGAACCCAGGAGGCAGAGGUCACAGUGAGCCGAGAUCGCGCCAUUGCACUGCAGCCUGGUGACUGACAGUGCAAGACUCUGUAUCAAAAAAAAAAAAAAAAAAACAACUAAAAUAAAAUUGUGAAUCAUAACCAAUGGCGUAUUCAUUAAUGAAAUGGAGUAAAAAUAAAAAGGCGGCUAAUCUAGGAAUAAUUGAAUGAUGGAGCGGUUUUGCUGAGUCAUAUUACAUAUACCUGACUCAUCCCAAAGACAGAGACAAAUUCCUUGCGCUCCCCAGGCCAACAGGAGAUAGCUUGGAGGGGCCUCCAUGACUUUAAGUUUUAUCACCUAGUCUUAUUAACAUCAGGGCUGAAGAUGUUAGAGAGUUUAAUAGGCAUUUCAGAAUCUGUGACACCUAGCCUCUCAGUGGAUACUAUUUAUUUGUCAUUUCAGCCGUCUUGUUCUUCUCAACAUCAGCCCUGCCCAGAACUCCCCCUCUCCUCUAGCAGUCCCCCAUCCUUCCUCAGAUGCUUACACACACUCACUUUACGUAUAACCACGUAAUAGCCUCCUGUUAAAGGCUCCAGCAGCUCAUCAUCUCUAGCCUGACAGGCCCUAGGAUGCAGACUACCAGGGGCUGCUGGACCAGAAACUGUCCCUGCGCCAUAACUCAAGAGAGAGGUAGGAUCAAUGACAGAUUUACAGGAGAGCACAGUUUUAAAUAGCUGAGAUCAGUGUCUGGAGGCUUCCCGUUAAUACCACUAACGGCGUCCAGCAAGCGAGACUAUUGGCCACUUUGUUACCCACUCUAAACUGUUUCUGAUAUUCAACUCUAUUUUCAAACACAUCCUAAGAAAUCCCUACUCCCCCAAAAUUGACAAUGCAGCCUUCUUUAUAUGAAACCUUGUUUAUAGGCCACAAUUCUCCCGACAGAUUUACAAGUGUCUGUGGAGUUUUAAAAGACGAUUGCUUAACAGGCAUUAAGUGAGACACAUAGGACUGUGUAAAUAUUUUAGCUGGAAUAGGAUUUUUUUAAAUGUCUGAGCCAAAUAUUGCAUUAAAUCUGAAGACAGUGGCAAACUGAUUAGCAGUGGCUGCCAGCUCCAUGCUUUGCCAGUGAUUCUGGAGCCAAGACUAGAUACCAGAAUUCAUCCACCAGAUUAGGUUGUGUGUUUUAAAAAUAACUUUCCAUCCUUUUUUUUUUCCCUCUCUUCUCUUUAUGCCUUUCUGUCAUUUCUCCUUUAUUCCCUCAUGGUUCAUUUAGAUGUAAACACUUUCCAGAGUAGAAAAUUACAGUUAAUGUGACUAACCAGCGAGGGCUGAAACGGGAACAUGGGCUCAGAGGUCAGAGAAACCGUGGAAGACUUGCAGCUGUCCUGGUGGAGCAAUGUGGGGACAGGUUGCUUUUUACUAAUAGGCCUUGUGUAUCUUAAUCACUGGCCUCUUUGUAGCCAGCUGUUGCACUGCUGGAAGGGGACUAGUCCUAAGACCAGCAUUGCUGUAAUACCUCUUCCUCUUACUGAUUUCCUUGAUUCAUAAAGAGGCUCAGGCCUGUGGCCUUCAAGACGUGUAUGUGUGAGAGAAUCCUCAAUUCUAGUAAAAAUUGCCACAAAAUAUGCAUUUUGACUUCAGAGGACAUAUUUAGUAUUUAAGCAUUCCUAUAGGAGUACUAUUUUCCUGAUUAGAGCAGUGGAUAAGAUGUGUUGCUAUAAUUUUGGGAGGAGUGAGGCGUUCUAGCUAACAACUUUGCUCUGCCUUUGCUGACUUUUAACCAUUGUCUUGCACUAAUGAUACCUGUAUGCUUCUUGAAGUACUAUUCAAUGGGAGUGCCCCAAAAUAUAGGCUCUAUAUGUUCUUCACAAAUGACUUGAAUUGCAAUCGUAUGUCCAAAUGAUUACUUGAUAUUGUUGAUUGGAAAGUCUGAGCAUUUAAAAUUUUGUGUGCUCAUAAUUAUAUAAAUGUAUAUUACAAAACUCUGAGUGUUUGAUGUAAGUUUGCUGUACACUUCCCCCAAGUUCAGACAGCUUUGCUAGUGCUGACAGUAGCAUAAUUUACAUUCCAAUUAAACGUGACACAUUAGGGCCUUUCAAAAAAAAAAAAAAGAGCUACUUUCAUGCACAGGCCUCAAACCUAGUUUUAUGCUGUGAUUAAUCCCCAAUUUCUAUAUCAACUCUCAUAUAUCACCAGUUAUGGUCUUGUGUUUGAGUAAAUUACUUCAGUGGAUGGAUGGUCCUCUUACUGUUUUCCAUUCCAGAGUUUUGCACUUCCAAUGUGAUGACCGUAGUCCCUACAUGACAGUGACAGGCACCGUUCUAGCUUGCAUGGAGCCAGCCACCUCUGCAGAGUGGUACAGAAAAUGGUUUUAUUUCCAAAAUCUCUCCCCUUCAUCUCUCCCAUUGUGGUACAACCCAUUUUGUACCAAAAACAGUUUGACCACUAAUAUCAAGAAUUCUACAAAGGUUUUUCCUUUUUACCUAUAAUUUCAUUUCUUGUAUCUUUUAUCUUUGUAUCUUGUAUCUUUAGGUCAUUUCCUAAAGAAAUGACCCUCAACCUAGAAUAAGUUUGUAUGGACACAGAUGUGGCUCAAGCCUGACUCCCCAUGAGAAUAAGGUAGAAAGGAUUUCACUAUCCAACUACAGGAGAAUUAAGUGAGCUAUGGCAUGCCUACCUGAUGAAAUUUUAUAUGGCUGUUAAACAUGCUUGUGGAGUUUGUGAAAUAACAGGAGAAUGUGUGCAUGAUAUGUUAAUAGAAAGAAUCAAAAUACAAAAAAAUUCUUUAUCAAAUAUAAGUAAGGCAACCCCCAUAAAAUGAUGGAGGGGCAAGGAGCGCGAUACCGAGGCCCAGACCCUGAAAGAGAAAGUAUGCAAGUCUUAGAUGGUGACUGUGUUUUGGUCAUGGUGUCAUGACCGAUUUGUUUUUUCUGCUGUUUUAAAAAUGUUUUUCAAAUGUCUUUGUGUGUAUAUGUUACCUUCCUAAUACUUUUUAGAAGUUAGUCGCUGCUCUCCUCCCGAAGAUGAGUUCCCUUCCCCUUCAGAGGCCCGGUACCUCCAUGCCUGGGCUGCCUGCCUAGGACCCCUGCCACACAGUCCACCUCGAUGCCAGAGCUUGCAGUAUGUGCCUUUUUCUUCCAUGUUAACACAACUUUCCUACCUAUUGUUUUUGAAAUCCCCUACCUCCUAAACCAAUCUUAGAAAUACAUUUCUACUAAAGCAUUAAAUUAUUCUUGACAAUGUUUUCUUUUUCAACGAAUACAUAUGCAUUUCUAAUGAAAUUUCUGGAGUUACCAUCUUUAAUUCAAGGGAAGGCUUCUCAUGGUGGCGAUUUUUGUGGGGACCAGUGAAAGGGAUGUUUUUGAAUAAAUGUUUGAAUCGCUUAACACCCUAUAAAUCAAAUCAUGCCCAAUCCAUCUAUAUUUAGGCCUCGUCAUGGGUAGGUGAUUAAUGAAUAUGUUUCAUGCUAAUGUCUCGCAGACCGAGGCUGCGUCCGUAACCACAUAAUCAUCACAGUGGAAAUUCUGACUCAGCUGUGACGUUUGGUAGGCGGGACCUUUGAAUGGUGCUUUAGACAAUUCCGUGCAAAGGCUGUAGUCAGUGGCCCAGCUUUGCAAGUCUUUCCAAAAGUCCUAAAGCGCACUAGCAUGUCCUCACUUGGCCCUGUCACCUCUGCUUAAAUUUUUUCAUGGAGAAUACUCACUCCCAAUCAUGGUACAUUAAGGUGAAUUUGAUCUUGGGCAGCCUCCCUCAGUGGAGUGAAUCAGAAUCAUGGGAUUCCCCUGGACUCCAGCUUCCUGGUGGGUUUAUUUUUAUGGAACAUUCCUCUGGAGAAAGAGGCAGCCGCUCUGUAAAGGGCUAGACCUCUUCUGCACGUGAUCAAAGUAGCCCUAGAGAAUAUCUUCUUGUAUGGAAUGAUUUUUAUGACAUGAUGGCUUUGGGAGUUUUCUUGAAAAAUUAAAGGAAGAAUCUUUCUAAGGAGUCCUACUACCAUGAAAGGAAACUAUCAAAAACAUCCCAGGCAGAUAAGAACUAAAUCAGUUUUAAAGUCACCAAGAAAACAACACUUCCAUGGCCUCAUUUGAUCUUUAGCACUUGACCAGGAAAACUAGAGCUAUCUUUUAGGCUUAAUUCCAACGACUUCCCCAUUUUGGCGUUCUUUCUGUAGCUUAACUUCUUAAACAAGUGGCUACAGAAUCUUUCUCCAUUUACCUCACGCCUCUCCAAGCUGGCUUUUUCCCCGCACCCCCAACUUCCCUGGAACUGCUUUUGAGAUUACAAGUGACCUCUGUGUCACUAGAAUCAGUGUUAUUUCUCUGUCUUCAUCUCACUUGAUCCUUCUGCACAGAGCUGACUGCUCUUUCUUUCCUGCAAUUCUGUUUUCUUCUCAGGUCAUGUAACUCCAGACCUUCACUUUCCUACUGACCAGCUCUUCUCUGUUCAUUGCUGGCCUCUCCUCCACUGUGCACAUGCCCCAGGGUUUGUCCUGCAACACCUUCUCUUCCUUGGCUGUAUUCUCCCCAUGGCAAUUCAUAUUUUGCUAUCACUUUAAAUACCAAUUUUAUACCAAUGACUUCCUGGCAUGUGUGUCUACUCCAGCCAUGAGUCCCAGACUGCAGACUUUUAUAUAUACUUGAGUGUCUAAUUCACAUUUCAAACUUAAUGUGCUCUAAAUAACACCUUUGAUUUUCCACCUCGAGCUUGCUCAUGACUCCCUCCCUUACUCUGAUUAAAUCUCUAGUCAAAUAGCUUCACAGUGAGACUUUUCCUAACUACUUUAAGUAAAAUUGCAAGCCCCUUAUGUCUGUGACACUUUUCCUAACCAGGCUGGUCACCAGCCUUUUCACCGUUCACCUGAGUGUGUAACCUGGGAUACCUUUGGGGCCCAGAAGCUUUUCUCCCCUACGCACACUCUUUCCUUUACACCAAAAUCUGAAUGCAGAACACCAGUGAUCUGAGGAGAGAAGGUCCCACAGCUCCAGACAUGCUACACCACUUAACUCAUUCAAAUGGCCCGUGCGUUCUCAUCAUGUAUUACUUUUAUUCAUGACAUUUCACCUUAAUUCUCUUUCCUCACUGUGGUUGAGGGCUAGCUCCUCCUUGACCUUUGCAGUUCAACUCAUAAGUUUUCUCUCCUGGAGAGCCUUUCCUGGCUACUAACUCCUGGCCCAGUCUGAAAUAGAGGCCUAUACCCAGCGUUCCAUCACACCACACUAUAU
Molecule: messenger RNA, 15732 nt
Organism: Homo sapiens (human)
Lineage: Eukaryota; Metazoa; Chordata; Mammalia; Primates; Hominidae
Gene: FMN1
Product: formin 1
Exons: 16
Coding region: 215-4090 (1291 amino acids)
Biological process (GO): actin nucleation
Cellular component (GO): adherens junction; plasma membrane; nucleus
Molecular function (GO): microtubule binding; SH3 domain binding
Source: RefSeq, a predicted model, not a curated record